AUGCUUUUGUUUCAUGUGACUGCAGACUGCAGAAGUACAAGCUACUGAUCUAAAUGUCUUGUAAAGCAGAAAGAAAACAUUCUGAAUUGGUGAACAAAUUAUUACUCAUGGGAGGGAGUGAUGCUGGUAGCAGAUCUAAGAGCAGACACAGAGAUGAGAGCAAAUCCAGAAGCUUGUCAUCAUCAAGUGCCAGGAGAUCCAGUCCAAGCCCUCAAAAGAGACAUGAACGUUAAUCUGACAGAAAAAAGAUGAAAAGGAGAAGUCCCUCCAGCUCUUCAUCGUCUUCCAGCUCCACUUCCGCAUCCAGAGAAAAAAAGACCAAGAAAAAAAAGAAACGCCAAGAAGUUAAGAAACUGAAGCAUGAAAAGAAAAAGGAAAAGAAGCGGCAAAAGAAGCUAGCAUUGAAAGCUGAAAGAGCAGCAGCUUCCGUAUCAAAUGCUGUUUCUGAUGAAACACCUCAAACAUACCUGAAGAACUGGCAGAGUGAAGAAGCUAAAGUACACGGCCGUGUCAUGACUGAUGAACAGAAGGCCAGUUUUUGCACCAAGAGACCAAUGACAAAGGAAGAUUAUGAGGCCAAGCAAAGCGUCAUCCGUCGGGUCCUGGACCCUGAGACUGGACGAACCAGGCUUGUAAGAGGUGACGGGGAAAUUUUAGAAGAAAUUGUCAGCAAGGAGCGGCCCAAGGAAAUCAACAAGAAAGCCACUAAGGGAGAUGGUGAUGCCUUCCAGAAGAGAUUGGGCAUCAAUAGGUAGCGAGGUGUCAAUUUUAAGACAAGUCCUCGCCAGUCUAAAGCCUUCUCCUGCAUUUCUACAAGAAUUCAACCGUUUUCUUACUUUCUUUUAUAUUCCUCCCCAUUGAAUAAAUGUCACAGGAAUGUGAUUCCAGAACGACAUUUUGCCCUCAGAUAUUGUACAGGAAUGAGUAUGCAUUCAAUGCAUAAUCAUUGUCCAGGCGUAACCGAAAGGUUACAGAGCUGAACAAUAUUUAGUUUUGGCAGAAAAUUCAUUGUAACUGUGCAACCAAAUGAGGCUAAUUAACCCCAUUCACUUCAACACUGUUUACUAUUUGACUUUCUUCAAAGUCAAAGCAGGAAGAGUCUGUAUCUCGUUUAUCCGUUAAUGUAGAAAGACUUUCUUAAUGGCUAAUUUAUUUGUAAAUAAGGUCAUUUGCAGUCUGAUAGUAUUCAUUACAACUAAA
Sinocyclocheilus rhinocerous is the source of this 1200-nucleotide messenger RNA. RefSeq names its product ADP-ribosylation factor-like 6 interacting protein 4 (gene arl6ip4). Lineage: Eukaryota; Metazoa; Chordata; Actinopteri; Cypriniformes; Cyprinidae. The record is from RefSeq and is a predicted model, not a curated record. The transcript is spliced from 7 exons.